This is a messenger RNA of Mobula hypostoma (lesser devil ray), 3792 nucleotides long. Its product is annotated as T-cell surface antigen CD2-like. The coding region runs from base 910 to 1680 and encodes 256 amino acids. NCBI's taxonomy places the organism in Eukaryota, Metazoa, Chordata, Chondrichthyes, Myliobatiformes, Myliobatidae. The transcript is spliced from 6 exons. The record is from RefSeq and is a predicted model, not a curated record.
UAUAAAUAUAUGUAACCAGGUGACAGUUGAAUAUUAUUUGUUUAUUGUUAAAGUGCACUCAAAGUCUCAGAAAGGCGGCGUCCAUUAUUAAGGACCUCCAGCACCCAGGGCAUGCCCUUUUCUCUCUGUUACCAUCAGGUAGGAGGUACAGAAGCCUGAAGGCACACACUCAGCGAUUCAGGAACAGCUUCUUCCCCUCUGCCAUCCAAUUCCUAAAUGUACAUUGAACCCUUGAACACGACCUCACUUUUUAAAUACAUAUUAUUUCUGUGUUUGCACAAUUUUUAAUCUAUUCAAUAUAAGUAUACUGUGAUUGAUUUAUUUAUUAUUAUUUUUACUCUUAUUGCAUUGCAUUGAACUGCUGCUGCAAAGUUAAUAAAUGUCACGUCACAUGACAUGCUGGUGCUAAUAAACCUGAUUCUGAUUUGUGUAUUCACCUUGGUAAUACUAAAAUAACCGGCUGCCCGUGCCUUUAAGAGAAAACGGUGAUGUCAUUUUACAUGUGGAGUAGAACAAAGAGUUCUAGAGGGACGACAUUGGAAUGUUUUUCCCAGGUUUGGUGAGGAAAGGUUGACAAUAUUUGAUAACAUCCAUGGAAGUUGGUUUGUACUUGUUUGUAAUAGCCUAAUUGUAAAGCCCUUAAUCAACCUAUUGGCAUAGUCUUUUUAGUAAUUCAACUACAAGGCAAUAUAUUGUAAAAGUUUUUGUAAAAGUUUGUCUUUCUUUAUUGUUUCAUGACCAAAUGUGUAUGUAACAGAGCAAUGUGAAUGUGUUCACGUAGUGUGAGCGAGGAGAGCUCAUUUCAAGGUAAACACGAGAAAAUUUCAAAGUGUUCGGAAGUUAAGCACGUGUGUGCCAAAUAUCGCUAACCAAGACUGGGUGCUGACCAGACAGUUAAAAUCUGUCAGGAUGGUUUCCAAUGGGAUAUUUUCACUAUUUAGCUUCUUUCUGUUGAUGGCUGUGUCUGAAUGGUAUCUUACAGAAAGCAAUAACUGUGAGGUGAAUGUUGAUAGAGAACUUGGGGAUUCAGUUCUGUUAGACGUUCCCAAUCUAAACUCCAGUACCAAUCAUUCUGUUCGUUGGUUUAAAGGACAGCACCAGAUCGCACGAUACAAAAAUGCUCCUAAGUUGUAUGGUGAAUCUCAGAGGAGAGUAAACAUUUUUCAAAAUGGUUCUCUGAGCAUUAUCUCCACAUCAAAAUCUGAUGAAGGAAAAUACACAGUGAACGUAUUUGACGAAAAGGGAAUACAGGCAUUAAGUCAAGACAUUAUAUUACGUUUAUUUGAGAAACUUUCAACACCAAUAAUGGAAGUCGAUUGUGUAAAUGAGCAAAACAUGUAUAUAUCAUGCGAAGUUCAUAAAGGAAUACCAGUUUCAUUCUACUUGAAUGACCAACCGUUGACUAAGCAUAACACUUCAUUUUCAAAUGGUGGGAAAAAAGCUACACUGAAGAACUUCACCUCAUUUUACAACAAUAGAACAUUCUUCUGUAAGGUUGAGAACCCAAUCAGUGAAAGGCAAUCAACUCCAAGCCAACUCCACUGUGCAGCUUCAAUGCCAGCUUAUCUCUACGUUAUCUUCAUCGCAUUGGGAGUGAUUGCACUGGUUAUUUUUUUUAGACUACUUUAUUGCUGCAUCAGUAAAAGGAACAACUGCAAUUUAAAGAAGCUGAGAAUCUGAAGACUAUCAUUAGAAGUAAUGAAAAUAAAAUUGGAACAAUGCAACAAGGAGAACAGCAAAGCAAUGAAUCAUUUGAAUGUGAAACAACCAACAAGGUUUUGAAGUACUUGGCUGGCUGCCACCCAUUCUUUGCAAAAUUAAUCACAGACAAUAAUUGAAAGCAUGUUCUUUACAAAUGAAUAGUAAUUUUUCUCACUAAAAAUUGAUCCUUUUUUCACGCCGCCAAAAUAAUGCACUUGCCAGGCCUAUGCUAGCUUGUAAAAGCACAAUGUGUGUGUAUGGGGGGGCACCUGUUAGUCUCGCGAGACCACGGAUCUGCGCCUGGAUGUAUACUAUCAAUCUCUCGCGUGAGUGAGAGUGAGUGACAUCACCUCCUUAAAUGAUCUUGGAUCAGCUUAACUGAUCUGAGGACAGCAAUGGCUGUCCAAUGAACUAAUAAGUAGAAGUGUAGAGUGGAUCUGACAGAGUUUAUAACUUUAUUGCGUGGGUGCUAUGGUAAUUGGGGGCGCUGUUUCACUAGAUCACUGGAGAAACAAGCUGUAUUCAAAACUAUACAGAGAAAGCAAAGCAGCUGCAAUUUGUAUUUGAAAUUUCAGUUAAUUUCUUGGUGGUGCUACGCUGGUGCUAUUGCAAUUUCUGCUGGGGCUAUAGCCCCAGCUAGCACCACCUUAGCGCUGCCCCUGGUGAUUUAAGAGACAAAUUAAAAUCUUUGCAUACUGUACAUCAUCAUGAUUUCAUUAUUGCAGAAAUUGUUGAAGUUAUUGAAGACUUUCUAUGAGGGCGUGUCAAUACAUUUCCUUGAGAUGACUUCACUGAUGUCUAUUGCCUGAUUUUAUUUUGCAUCCAUUUUGUUGCUGCUCCAGCCUCAAGUCAAAUGUUUCCUUCUCCUUUUCCCCUUCUCUUGAUCAUUAUUAGAUCUUCUUUUCCCCCUUCAAAUCAACCAGUUGUCCCUCUUAUAACACAAACACGAGGAAAUCUGCAGAUGCUGGAAAUCUGACGAAGAGUCUUGGCCCAAAACGUCGACUGUACCUCUUGCUAUAGAUGCUGCCUGGCCUGCUGCGUUCACCAGCAUUUUUCACGUGUGUUGCUUGUCCCUCUUAUCAUUUCUCUUGAUUGUCAGCUUUGCUCCUCCCAGCUGCUAUCCCAACCAUCACCACUUUGCUAUUUUCCCUGCUAUUGCUCAGUUUCGGAUCCUAUUAUGCUAAACUCAGUUCUACCUUCUUUGUUCUUAUUGGCAUUCUCUUAAAAUCACAUAGUUACAUUCUUUGCUGCAAACUUACAACCAGCAGCCUCAUAUUUUCUCUCCACACAUCAACCACCAUCAACAAAUCACUACCCCCUAGGAUUCUGCAUGUAGAUUUACUCACUGUCUCUAGAUUUACAUAUCGAAUACUGGAUCACUUAUCAGCAAGUACUUGCCAUCCAUGGCCAGGAGGAUGAUUCCACUGCUGUAAUAAUUUUUAUGAAAACUUGGGUUGUGGAUUGUGACAUCUUUCCAUUUAUCACAGACUUGACAGCAUCUUGAGUACAUCUACCAUAAGUUACUAGCGUAGUGGUGUACACUUGUCGCACAAUAUACUUCCACUUCUCUAUACUGAGAAUAACUUGCCUGGUUCCACUUUCUUCCUUUAUCCUGCAGAGAUUUCCAAGAUACAGUAUAUCAUUCUGAAUUUCACACUGAAGUAUACUUCCUUUUUCCAUUGCACUCCCUCUUUAUUUAGAAAGUUCCUAUUAUCGAUUUAAUUCUCCAUUUGAAAUUACUUCUACCCCAUUUCCUGCUCUCAAUUAUAAAUGCAAGGUGUCACUUAAAUCCACUGACACUCACAAAAUGCUGGAGGAACUCAGCAGGCCAGGCAGCAUUUAUGGAAAAGAGUACAGUUGACAUUUUGGGCAGAGACCCUUCUGCAGGACUGGAGAAAUAAAGAUCAGGAGUAGAUUUAAAAGAUGGGGGAAGGGUUGAGAGAAACACAAGGUGAAAGGUGAAACCAGGAGUGGGAAGGGAUGAAGUAAAGAGUUGAGAAUUUAAUUGGUGAAACUGGGCUGGAGAAGGGAGCAUGUAACAGGAGAGAAUACAGGACCAUGGAAGAAAGAAAAGUGGGGGGGGGAGCACCA